GGCAUAAUAGCAACCAGCUCUCGCACCAUAUUUCCGUCGCCGUCCCUUUCGUACGCCGGCGCCGGCGCCGGAUGGCUGAUGAAAAACGCUAAGAGUGUAGAUAGAUACUACUCAUUGGAAUCUCACUAGUGUUGGCGAAGGAUAAAGAGAUUAGUAGAAUCGAUGGCAACCGGCGGCGUCGCAAUCAUUUCGCCGUUGUCGUUCCUCUACUACGCCGGCGGUUGUGCAGGGAACAGAACUCCUUCAUUCCAAAUGGUUGUCUCCAAGAAUUCAUGCCGGAGGAUUCAAGCACUUAAGAUCACAUGUGACCAUUAUUGUUUCGAAGUAAUGAAAGUAAAUUAUCAACCCCCUGGAACCAAGAUAAACCUUUUACAUGAAGUGAGUUUAUCUCUUCCAGAGAAAAGCUUUGGCUUGAUUUAUGGACGCAGUGGAAGUGGGAAAACUACUCUUUUGCAGCUCUUGGCAGGGUUGGCAAAACCAACAUCAGGAUCCAUUCAUCUUCAACGAUAUAAUGAUGAUGGGUUUCCAAAUGAGCCUCCCAAACCAUUAUCUCCUCAAAGUGUUGGUAUUGUUUUCCAAUUUCCUGAGAGGUACUUUCUUGGUGACAGAGUUCUUGAUGAAGCUACAUUUGGAUGGCCUAGGACAAAGGGUGGACCUCAAUUGAAAGAACUUCUUGCUUCAAGACUACAUCGGGCUUUUUCCUCGGUUGGUCUGCAUGGAAUCUCUUUGGACAAGGAUCCUCAUUCACUGAGCAGUGGCUACAAACGGCGACUGGCCCUAGCUAUUCAAUUAGUUCAAUUUCCAGAUUUAUUGAUAUUGGAUGAACCUCUUGCUGGUCUUGAUUGGAAAGCACGGGCAGAUGUUGUGAAACUAUUGGAGCAAUUAAAAAAAGACUUGAGUUUACUCGUUGUCAGCCAUGACCUUAAGGAAUUAGCCCCUCUAGUGGAUCAUUCUUGGAAGAUGGAAAUGGGAGGGGUACUUAAAAAAGCGAAUCUACCUGUUUGCUAGUGAACUCCUUACUACUACUAAUCCAAUUUAUAUGAGUGAGGUACAUGAACUGGUAACUUAGCCAUCUAUAUAUUUUUUUUUUGUUACGGAUGAUUCUUGAGAGUUGGGUCAAAAUUUGAAAUGUAUUCUUCCAACUAUAUGGAAAAUGGUAACAAAAUCAUCUAACCAUAAAUUUCAAAGAUUUUUCAUGGUUAGGGAAAAGAGGUGGUAAUAUUAUUUUCUAGAGGAAGACAAACAGACCA
Impatiens glandulifera is the source of this 1250-nucleotide messenger RNA. Its product is annotated as ABC transporter I family member 11, chloroplastic. NCBI's taxonomy places the organism in Eukaryota, Viridiplantae, Streptophyta, Magnoliopsida, Ericales, Balsaminaceae. Gene Ontology annotation, molecular function: ATPase-coupled transmembrane transporter activity; ATP hydrolysis activity; ATP binding. The record is from RefSeq and is a predicted model, not a curated record. The transcript has 10 exons. Gene Ontology annotation, biological process: transmembrane transport. Bases 163 to 1008 code for a protein of 281 amino acids. Gene Ontology annotation, cellular component: membrane; chloroplast envelope.